Molecule: messenger RNA, 140 nt
Organism: Cetraspora pellucida
Lineage: Eukaryota; Fungi; Glomeromycota; Glomeromycetes; Diversisporales; Gigasporaceae
Source: the annotation of a GenBank genome assembly
AUGAUAUCAUUAUGCACUUUAAAUUAUCAAAGAUUUGAUGUAGGACAUGAAAUGGAUAACAGAGGUUUACCUGAGAUGGAAGAUCUUUAUGCUCCGAGAAAACCAGGUGAUGAAUUUUUAACUGUGGAUACUUCCAAGAC